Cooperia oncophora is the source of this 603-nucleotide messenger RNA. The record is from the annotation of a GenBank genome assembly. Lineage: Eukaryota; Metazoa; Nematoda; Chromadorea; Rhabditida; Trichostrongylidae.
AUGAGGCUGAGGAGCUUUAUUUGUUUGUCAAUUUCCGGACGAAUCGCGUCGUCUGCGUGGUGGUUCUUCACGAUGAUCAUCGUCUCGUCAUAUACUGCAAACCUGGCCGCUUUCCUGACGCUCGAAAAAAUGCAAGCGCCGAUUGAAAGUGUUGAAGAUCUUGCCAAACAGACAAAAAUCAAAUACGGUAUUCAGGGUGGAGGAUCGACAGCGUCGUUUUUCAAGUACUCGUCGGUACAAAUCUACCAACGAAUGUGGCGCUACAUGGAAUCGCAAGUACCGUCAGUGUUUGUUUCCAGCUACGCAGAGGGUAUCGAAAGAGUUCGUAGUCAUAAAGGGCGGUACGCGUUUCUUCUUGAGGCCACCGCUAAUGAGUACGAGAAUACGCGGAAGCCUUGUGACACAAUGAAAGUCGGUGCGAAUUUGAAUAGCAUCGGCUAUGGGGUGGCAACACCUUUUGGCUCCGAUUGGAAGGAUCACAUCAAUCUUGCGAUUCUCGCUUUACAAGAGAGAGGAGAGCUGAAGAAGUUGGAGAAUAAGUGGUGGUACGAUCGCGGGCAGUGUGAUCAAGGCAUCACUGUGGUCUGCAACAUUAUCCUAUAG